Molecule: messenger RNA, 5920 nt
Organism: Bubalus bubalis (water buffalo)
Lineage: Eukaryota; Metazoa; Chordata; Mammalia; Artiodactyla; Bovidae
Gene: PAWR
Product: pro-apoptotic WT1 regulator
Exons: 6
Coding region: 143-1177 (344 amino acids)
Biological process (GO): apoptotic process; positive regulation of apoptotic process
Cellular component (GO): cytoplasm
Source: RefSeq, a predicted model, not a curated record
GGGUCCCGGCGGGAGACGCGGCCGCCCCAGCGCCCGGGGGUCGUUCCCUCGCCUCCUCCGGGCGGCGGGAAGGGAGAGGCGGCGGCGGCCGGAGUCGGAGCGGGCGGCCUGAGGUGAGAGCCUGGCCGGCCCCGCUGGGAAUAUGGCGACCGGUGGCUACCGGACCGGCGGCGGCGGCAGCACCACAGACUUCCUGGAGGAGUGGAAGGCGAAGCGCGAGAAGAUGCGCGCCAAGCAGAAUCCCCCGGGCCCGGCCGCCCCCGCUGGGGGGACCGGCGACGCGGUUGGGAAGCUCCCGCCGGGGGCCCUGGGCACGUCGGCCGCCGCGGCGGCGGCCAACGAGCUCAACAACAACCUCCCGGGCGGCGGCACCGCCGCAGCCGCACCUGCCGCCCCCGGCCCCGGGGGCGUGAACUGCGCCGUGGGCCCCGCGCCGCUGAGCCGUGCCGCCCCUGGCCCGCGGCGCCCGGAGGACGAGUCCCCCCCCGCCGCCGCCGCCACUUCGGGGGCAGCGCCCGCCCGGGACGGCGAGGAGGAGCGGGACUGCGCCCCGGAGAAGAGCAAGAGCUCGGGCCCCAGCGCCAGGAAAGGCAAAGGACAGAUCGAGAAGAGGAAGCUGCGGGAGAAGCGGCGAUCCACCGGCGUGGUCAACAUCCCCUCCGCAGAGUGCUUAGAUGAAUAUGAAGAUGACGAAGCUGGGCAGAAAGAGCGGAAACGAGAAGAUGCGAUUACACAACAGAACACAAUGCAAAAUGAGGCUGUAAGCUUGUUAGAUCCAGGAAGUUCUUACCUGCUACAAGAGCCAUCUAGAACAGUUUCAGGCAGAUACAAAAGCACAACCACCGCCUCUGAAGAAGAUGUCUCAAGUAGAUUUCCCCGAACAGAUAGAAGUGGAUUCAGCAGGUAUAACAGGGAUGCAAAUGCUUCAGGUAAUUUGGUCUCAAGUAGCAGCACAUUGGAAAAGAAAAUUGAAGAUCUUGAAAAGGAGGUGGUAAGAGAGAGGCAAGAAAACUUAAGACUUGUGAGACUAAUGCAAGAUAAAGAAGAAAUGAUUGGAAAACUCAAAGAAGAAAUUGAUUUGUUGAACAGAGACCUAGAUGACAUAGAAGAUGAAAAUGAACAACUAAAGCAGGAGAAUAAAACUCUUUUGAAGGUUGUUGGGCAGCUAACAAGGUAGAAGAUUCAAGGCUCAGUGUGGAAAAAUAUUUUAAAACUACUGAAUGUUAUGGUUAAUGCUAGGACAAUAUUCCUAUCCUGUAAUGCAUUAAACUAACUAUGUAUAUUUAUUUCUAGAAAACAGUGGGUGUUUCUUUUCAAAAUAUUUCUUUUUCAUUAUCAGUUUCAAAAAGUAUCAACCUUUUACUCCAUGAAUAAGUAACAUCUUUUAGUUACUAAACUGGUAGGUUAGGCCUCUUUUGGUUUUGUGUGAUAUUCAAAUACUAUAUGGUUUGAAGUCACAACCAUCUGAAUAUAUUGCAUGUAUGGUAGUAUGUUUUCCCCCUCAAAGAAUAUACUUAGUGUUUGUUUACAUGACUUCAGAUACUUUUGGGGGAAUUACCUGCAAAUGCCUUAUUACUGAUAUGUGCAACUUGUUGUAUGUUGAUGAUAUUUCAUAAAGGUCUUUGGCUACUGUCAUUUUUUCUUUCAGCUUAUUCUAAGCAAUUUAGAAGAACAUGGAGUCACACUUUUUAUAACAGUCAUCUUUAAAAAGGAAAGCUAAAAAAGUCACUUAAUAUCAAGUAAUAGUUGGCUAAAUAUAAAAUUUAAGAGAAUACUUGAAUUGUGCUAUAUAGUAAAUUAAAAUGUACUAUUUUGUAUUCAGAUAUUGAAAAAAAUUUAAAAUCACUUUGACUUUGGAAAAACAUACAGUUGUAAUUUUAAUGUAUAAUUUCUUAUGUAGGUACUCCUUUUUUUAUAAUUAUUCCAAGGUUUAUAAGUGAACAUGGAGUAUUUUAAAGGUUGUUUAUUCAUCAAGCCUAAAGAAUAUAUAUAAUUUCAGUGACUGUAUAAGAAAAACAAUUCAUAUUUUUAACUACAUGCAUUAGAAUCAAACCAAAAUAUUUAUCCACAUUUAAAACAUUUAUAUUUACAGUAACAAAGCAGUACAUAAACAGAAAUCGUACUGAAAUAUUUUGUUAAUUUCUGACUUGGCAGAUAACACUGUGACACAGUUGUUCUCAUAUGAGAAAAUUAUUCCCCUACCUCAAAUUUAAGGACUUUUCCUCUUAACUUUGGAUUUUUAAAAACAGAAUUAUUUUGAAGAAUUAUGAAAAUUUUCUCUUUGAUCAAAUAAUAAUAGUAUUUAGACUUGUUUUAUGUUACAUUUUCAUGUUGAGUAAAGAAAUUGUCUCCUUUAAGAUACAUUAAGAAUGGUCUGUCUGAUGUUGAAUCUCUAAUAGUACACCAGUUAAUGUAUGUAAAUAGCUUGAAUAUAGUACAAUCCAUUUUGGGUACCUACCGACUCUUCACUUGCUAUGUCACUACAUGAUUCACUGUUAGAAGAUAGGGAGGGAAAUUGCAGAGUAAAUGGUGAAUAACAGAUGUUGAAUUCUGAAACUCUCUUCAGUAGCCUAGAUUGCACCCUCUCGCCUGCCACAGUCCCCCACUUCAGAAGUUCAAUCUUGAGUAAUCAUCAUAGUCACCUGGAUUGCUUAAAAGGAGUUCCUGGGUUACCACUUCUAGGUAGGUUUAAGUUGAGGCCUUGGAUAGAAUAAGCUCAACAUGUGGUGAUUCGGAUCUUAAUUUCGAUUUGCAAACAGCUCCUCGUGCCUCUUUCCUCCCAUAACUUCCAUUGGAAUCACUGAAAUUAACAUAAUUUUAGCUAUCAGCAUUAUUUCACCCUUUAGUUUUUUUUAAUAAUUAACUUUGUCUCUGGAAAACUUCUCAUAUGUCCAUAUAUAUAUAUAUUUACCGAAAAGUUCAUUGAUAGAUUACCAAACUUGAUAUAGUUGUAGAAUUACUGCAUAACGGCAUCCUUUGGGAGAAUAUUCCCAGCGUGGGAGUAGUGGUUUGCUGCCCGCUUGUCAAAGUGGCAUGCCAGGCUCAGUCACCGGCUUUGGCUCUGAAGUCCUCAUCUCCCUUUCUUUACCCUUGGAUGUAUGGCAGAAAUAUCAGUAUUGCCUUGUUUCCCAUCCGUAGUUUGGAUAUUGUGAAAAUGCUGUCAGUAUUCAGCCUUAAAAUAUAUUAGUGUACUCAUUCUCCAAAUAAGAGAAGUAUUUUGAAUUUUCUGUUUAACCCAUUGGGAAGUAAAGAAAUAUCUCAUUUCCCUCUUUAAAUUUAUACCAGGUAUUAAUGCUUUUAAAGACCAAGCCGUUUUAAAAUUUUCCCUUUAUUUCAGUUUACCAGGAACGUUUGCAAUAAUGAACUUUUUACAUAGUGGUACGUAGUACGGAUGCAGGAAGGAGCCUGACCACUUUGGCAAAGCAGUUCAUGUGCUGUCUUCCCUUCCAUCCUUAAAAUGUGCAUUUAUAUCACAUACAGGUUUGACACUGAAUGUUGAAACGCAAAGUAGGAUCUGCUACAGGUUCCCUUUAAAUUUUAUAAAAAGCAUUGAAAUUUUUAAAAGGUUACUUAAAUGUACACUAUCUUAAAAUACUUGACUGUUGUCAAUAAAGUGUUAGUUUUUGUGAAAUUAUUAGUCCCAUUCAGAAAUAUUUCUUAUAUUUCCUGGAAAUUUGUGGCAUAAUAAAGUAUAUCCAGAGUUUAUGUGUUUAUGAUAUUAUUUUCCAAACAAUAACUUUAUUAUCUUUAGGAUAAACAUGACUUGCUUCCUUGAUUUCUGGCAUAUAUUAACUUGUGAAUUACUGAAGUUAUCUGUUUCAUCUUUCUAAAAUUGUUACUGAUUUUAUUGCACUACCGUUACCUUUAGAGAGGAAGAGGAAGGCUUUCCGGUGUGUAUUUCUAACGGAAUUUACUAAAUGUAAAUAGCUUGUCAAACCUGCUCAAGUAGCUUAUGACAUAGAAAAUUAAGCAUCAGUAGAUACCUGAAGCAGUGUAUCUUUUAAAAUAACUUUAAUUCCAGUAGAAAGCAGUGUAUUCCUAAAGGUGAAAAUCCUACCUCAAUUACAUGUCGUUUAUAUUUUCUGGAUUAAUCUGGAUUUUUAUAAUUAGAAACUAAGAUGUAAGUUUUAAAGUCCACUAAUACUUUGUGGAAAACAAUGCAAGUCAAUGUAGUAGAAUGUCCAUAUGUUCAACACUGAAAGACACAAUAGGAAGGACUUUGGGUUCAAUGAUCAAUUGGAUGUCCUAGACAAUAUUGCUAUGUAAAGUGAUAGUCAUCUUUCAUAUUUUUAUAAUUCUUUGAUCUUGACUUAGUACCUAGUAAGUUCAUGCAGUAUUGGCACUUAUUUAAUAACUGCUCAUAAUGUUGUUAAUAACCUGUUAUAAGAUUCAGGCAUAUGUUUUCAUCUUGCAACACAAGAAACAAACACACCAGCUUUUCACUGAGGAGAAUUUAUUAAGUGAGGAGGAACUAGCAUUUGGGAAUUAGACCUUUAAGAUAACAUGCCAAAGUCGGUGGUAAAUGUUAUUAUAUCUAAACCAUUCCUAAUAUGUAAUAAUAAACUUUCUUUUGCACUGGAACUGUGCUCUCAUAAACAAAGGACUUCCCAUUGAUUAGGAUUGUAACUAGUAUUACUUAUCUGAGAACUAGUGACACUUUUCUUUUGUUGUUUUAAUGAACUGAAGACAUAGUACUAGUUAGACAGCAAAUAUUUUGCUUAUCAAAUCCAUCAACAAAGGCACUUCCCCCCAUGCUGUUGGUUUUCUCACUGCUGUAUAGAAUAUAGAAGUUGGUCAUUUGAUUCUCAGUGUAGGCUUGAAUCAUUGCCCAAGAAAACCUGAGCCCACGUUGUUUUUUUUAGUUUACUUAGCUAUAAUCUCACAGCAUAUUAAAGUCAUAUCCCCACCCCCACCCCCAAAUAAUUAUGUUUGAGUAUGUGAAAAAGGUAUGGUUACGGGGGUAUGUUAAAUUUGCAUACUUUUUUAGCAAGUAUUUAUUAGUCAACUGGGUAUACAAUUCUAGAUAUUACAGAAGUUUCCAGAAAAUGGACAUGGACCAGCACUUAUAUCUAGAGUGUAUAAUCUGUAAUGGUAUAUAAGUAGCAUUAGCUGGUCUAAUCUGAAUAGUUCAUUCAAAAGUAUUCCUUUUGUAUUAAUUAUCCAGCCAUUGUAUUUAAACUCUGGAUAAUAGGUACUGUUUAAUUUGCUGCAGCAUUUACUGAAUGGUGGAAAGACUGAACAUAUUGGGAUGUAUCUUUCCAUGUUUCUUUCAGAUAAUUAUAUAUUAUGAAAAGAACAUUUUAAAGCAUUUGGAGCAGUAAUGAAGUAAAAACAAUUCAAUGUAUGUCAGAUACACCCAACUGUUGAUGCUAUUCAAAUGUGAUUUUGUUAGUUUUUCUGUAUACAUUAUUGAUUACUGAUUUGUUUUUAGGUAUUUAAGUCUAAUAAACAGUUCACAUAUUGGCAGUCACUUUGGUAAUAAUAGAAUAUUAGUGAUGAUCACUUGAUGGACAUUUAUUACAUGCUUGUUUUGUUUCCCCUUCUGGAUGCCUGAGAGAUGUAUAUUACUUUUUUUUGAUGAACUUGUUUCUUGAAAGUUUUGACCAUGCUAUUCAGGGUGUUUAAUGUUAUGCUUUUCUUCUAAAUUUAAGUCUAAGAUGUCUGCUGUUACUAGUAAAGAUCAUAUGAAAGCUAAAAUUUACUGUUUUGUUGAAAAAUCAGCUAAUUCAGGUAAUCCAAUUAAUUGUAGAGAAACAUCUGAUAAUUUAUUGAUCACUUUAGUAUUGUGUAGACAACUCUCAUAAUUCUCAUUGCAUAGGUUUUUACUGGGGUAGUCAACAUGAUAAAGAUUCACUUCUAAUAUGCUUUGCAUGGAAAAUAACAAAUAUUCAAUAAAAAUAAAUUUUCAUUUAAUUUUUAA